AUGGUCAUUAAAGUUCAUGCUGUAAAUAAUGUUUCUCUCUUUUUAGGAUUCUUAUUGUCAGGCCAAACUGAUAUGCUGCAGUGUUUCUACUUGAAAUCGAGACAAAGUAAACAUUUAUUCAGAAACUUUACCUGUAAUUGUCUAAAUGUCCCAGAGACAAACUUUUUACGUUACAGAGAUAGGAUUGUUAUUGUUGUUGUUGCUAUUGCUGUUGCUAUUUCUGCUGCUGCUUGUUUGCUUGAUUUUAUCAGAUCUUUGGAGAGUGUUUGGCUCUUUGAGACCUCUAGACAAUUACAGACAUUUUCCAAUUUGACUAAAUCCCAAGGUAACCAAUCUUUAAAAGCACAUCUAUAUUUUGUAAACAGUAUAUAUAUAAUUCCAGUCGAUAAAUCCUAUAUGCCCAUCCAGGAGAGUCCAUCGGUGCUCCACAUCUUGUUCUUGUGCUUCAAAAUCUGCUUACGAAGUUGGGGACAUCUCACUUAUACGACAUCCGGUGGAUCAGCACAACACCGAGAUGAAGGACGACUAAGCAUCAAAAAAAGAAGUUGGCUCAAUGCCUUGAAACCCUCGGCCUCGUACUCAGAAUCCUGGACACCACCAGAGCUCAGUCAGGGUCCCGAAGGUUAA
Phycomyces blakesleeanus NRRL 1555(-) is the source of this 627-nucleotide messenger RNA. RefSeq lists its product as hypothetical. The record is from RefSeq and is a predicted model, not a curated record. Lineage: Eukaryota; Fungi; Mucoromycota; Mucoromycetes; Mucorales; Phycomycetaceae. The coding region runs from base 1 to 627 and encodes 208 amino acids. The transcript has 8 exons.